AUGCCUGAAACUGAUUCCUUUUCGUCAUCUACCUCCUCUUCAUCAUCAUUAUCUUCACCAAGAGGUUGUUAUAUUCAAUCAUUGGAUUCCACCACAACAAAUAGUUCCAAUAGUACAACAAGUAUUGCCCGAUAUAAAACAGAACUUUGUCGUCCUUUUACUGAAACGGGAAAAUGUAAAUAUGGUGAAAAAUGUCAAUUUGCUCAUGGAUUUCAAGAAAUUCGACAAUUAACACGUCAUCCAAAAUACAAAACAGAAUAUUGUCGAACAUUUCAUACCACCGGAUAUUGUCCAUAUGGACCCCGUUGUCAUUUCAUUCACGAUAUUAGUGAAGCACGGACGAAUGAUGAUCAAGUUGAACAAAAAACAACAACAGUUCGUCGACAUUCAGAAAAAACAACGUCACAACCACGACCUUACACAAGGACAAGAAUUAACAGUGAUUAUGCUUCAUCAAAAACGUAUUCAAAUAUUCAAAUUUAUGAUAAUUCUCUACCUCGCUAUCGUCAACUAUCUAUUUCUCCAAAUACCAUAAGAAAUGCUCAACCAUCAUCACUGUCAUUCUCGACUGAAAACAAUCAACGUAUUAUUACAUCGAUUUCAUCAUCUAAACCAGUUGAACUUUAUCAAAAUCGUGAUAAUAAAAAGAUAUUUGAACCAUGGUUCAAUCAACAAAAUGAAAAUGUUUUUAAAUAUUCCAAUUGUCGUCGGACUGUUGACAUGUUUGACACACAACGUGUUUAUCGAACACAAUAUGUAUAA
Messenger RNA from Didymodactylos carnosus, 762 nucleotides. Lineage: Eukaryota; Metazoa; Rotifera; Eurotatoria; Philodinida; Philodinidae. The record is from the annotation of a GenBank genome assembly.